Molecule: messenger RNA, 5649 nt
Organism: Polychytrium aggregatum
Lineage: Eukaryota; Fungi; Chytridiomycota; Chytridiomycetes; Polychytriales
Exons: 6
Coding region: 84-5558 (1824 amino acids)
Source: RefSeq, a predicted model, not a curated record
AGCUGAUCCCGGCUUGCCUGUUUCCGUCUGGCUACAUCUCGACCUCCGUCUCGCCUUGGUUGCCUGUGGGUUUACAUCUAGUCAUGGACCCAGGCGAAAAGAGAUCGUUCUUUUCGAAAAUGCCAAAGGCGUCCGCCUUGCUCAUCUCCUCCAAGAGCGAAGCCACCGGCUCCCACGAUGCUCCUCCUGCGGCCAUUCCGAUCGCAUCCCUGCUUCCUCCCGUCUCAGCAGUGCUCUCCAGCUCGAUUGCAACAAUGUCGAUGCUUGACCCUGCCCUCAACCGAUCGACCAUUCCUUUGGGAAUGGACGACCCGUACGAUCUCUUCUACACCUAUCGCCACAAACUGUACUUUUCUGGGUUUGUCUACAAGCGCAAUAUCGCCGACAUCGAUGGCAAGCUCCUCCGCCCAAGCUCAAAGAACCCAGAGGCCUAUUGGACCAAGUACUGGGCCGAGCUCUGGGGACCGGUACUGCAACUCUGGAAGGUGACCGAUGAGCUGGCCAGCCUCCCGUACCAGGUUAUUCCGAGUCUCGAGCGCACCAUCAACCUCGACAUCACGCCCUCGAUUGAAAUCAUCACCAGGGUCAAGGCCGCCAGUCCCAGCUCGCUCCUGCUCAACGUCAGCGAUGCCGUCGUCGACCUCUUCCCCUUCCCAUACGAUCCGCCCGAGUUUGAGCAAAUCCCGCCGCCGCCGUCUCCCUUCUUGAACUACUUUGGCCUCUGCGGUGCGGGCUCCAACCUUAUGAUGUUUGUGGCCCCGUCGACGGUGCAGUGCAACUCGUGGGUGUCGGCUCUGCGCCUCUCUGGCUUUGAGCAGACUCGGCUCAACGAGUUCUACGCCCUCAAGCUCCUCAAGCGCGGCCCCUUCUACGACAUCUGGUCCGAAUUUGCCCUGACGCCCUUCCAGACGCCCAAGCCCAACUACACCAUUCACCACGAGGGCCAGAUCUUUGCCCGCUUCACCUACCAGAACGAGUGGAGGCCCUACCAGAUGGUGGUUCGCACCCGCACCAUCCUGCCUCAGUCUCCCUCGCCCGUGACCCCCGUCAAAAAGGGUUUCUUUGGCUCCAAGAAGAAGAAGGAAGAGGCCAUUCCGGACGACCAAAUCGAGCGGCGCACCGAGGUUCUCUUGUUCGAGCCCAAGAAGGACACCAAGACUGCCCGCCCGAUCAUCCAGAUCGACACGGUCCAGUCGGCGCAUGCUGUCCUGAACCCCGAGCUGACUGACUGGAACGACCCGUCCUUCUUGGCUCUGGGCCGCAUCAACGCCAUCAUUAAUGUCAUUCCGACCGAUCUCAAAGCCAAGAGUCUGAAGCCCCAGGCUCUUCCGACCUUUGCAAACCCACAGCGUGGCUUCAGUCUCGAACGUAGUGGCGACCAGCAGUACGACAAGCGCCCCGCCCCCGAUUUCCUGUACUUCUCCCCUGGUCAAGACAACAUGGAGCUCUGCCGAUGGAUCGUGGCCAUCUCGGCUGCUUUUGGCCUCGAGACCGAUCUUGCCGAGCGCGAGCGUGCCCUGGCCGAGGGCGAGGUCGGCAAACUCGACCCUCCUCCUCCCAUUGUCGAGCCCGAGCGCACUGAAUCGGCCGAGCGCCGCAAAUCCAAGCGCCUCACCCGCACAAAUCCACUCGGCGUCCCUCCUUCUCCAUUGUCGCCUCAGAGCCAGACGACGGGCUCGUCAAACAAGCGCCAGUCAUUGCUGACGGCUGGUUCCGAUCGGCGACAGAGUAAGGUUCUGUCUGUCGCAGAGUCCAGCAAGAGUCGUCUCUCGGCCGAGGUGCCCACCUCGGCGUCCGGCACCAAGCGCGCAAGCUAUGCUUCUGUGGCGUCCAAGGCCGUUUCCGCCAACGUACCCGAUCAUGACAGCGAGCAAGGCAGCGUUUCCGGCACUGAGAGCUCCGAGCCUGGAUCUGCUGAGGAAGAUUCGGUUGAUGAAGGUGACGACUCCAAGCCCCUCUCCCAGGUCCGCGAAGAAGAUGCCAAGCAGCUCGCGCUCGGUUCUGAUGAGCAGGACGGAGUCGAGGCGUCGCAGCCUCCUGUGUCUGCAUCCCUCGAGUCACAGGACCAUCUCGAAGACAGCCAGCCUGCUGUCGACACGGACGCUGGGGUCGCUGAGCCGCUGGCGUCAGCAAGUACAGAGGAAAUCGCCGUGUCCGAGACACUCGCGGCUUCUGCGCCUGCAGCAUCAUCCGACGAUGAAGCCGAAGGCACCGACGCUGACACCGAAGAUAACAGCGAGUCAGAAGUCGAUGAGGACAGCGAUGGGGAAAGUGGCGAGGAAACCGACGAGGAAAGUGACGAGGACAGCGACGCAACCGACUCGGACGAGAGCGAUUCCGGCUCCGGCUCCGACUCCGGCUCCGGCUCCGGCUCGGCGUCCGACUCAGAGUCUGGCGUGGACGACCAGCACGAGCCCAAGGAAAAGCUUGUCCAGGGCCCGACUUGGGGUCUGCUGUUCCUGACCAGCCGCGAUGUUGAGGGCCUGGAUCAGUCCAAGUUCACAGACUGGACUGUUUGCGCCGCUUUCUCCAAGGUUCUCGCGGACAAGUCCCUGACCAAGUCCAACGGAAAGCUCGCCAUGUGGUCGGAUGCUCUUCGUCGCGGCGAUCACUUGCGCAAGAGUCUUGAGCGUAAGGAAGUCGAUGCGCGCAUCCGACUCCUGAUGGGAUGGAUCCAGAUGAUCCGCAUGCAAAGUAUGAUGCAGGGGCUCGUUCUUGGCGGUGGUCCUGGUGUCCAGCUUGUCGAUGAGUCGGUCGAGGCUGUCCUUCCUGCCAGUCGGGGCGAGCUCGGCGCUCAAGACAACGACGAAAGCGACAACGACAAAGAUCAGGACGAGGACGGAGACGAAGACGAAGAUCAAGACGAGGACGAAAGUAUUGACGAGAGCGCCACCGACCGCUCGAGCGCCCAGCCGAGAAGCAUCGGCAACCUGCCGUUGUCUGCACAGCCCACCCUGGGCGACGCUGCCAAGCCGGGCAGCGAAAAUACGGUGAUGAUGGCUGUGCCCACGCUUGGACCAGAUGGCAAAUGGGGCUGGGUGUAUCAGCACGUCCCGGCCUCGAGCCAGUGGGUUCCGCCCCAUCUCGGUAAUGCUGCCGCUGGUAAGCCCAAAGAGUCUGAUCCAGCCGCCAAGGCAGAACGCCAUGUGGGUGGUGAGGACGACGGCAGCCCGAGUCACGACGACGACGAGAGCGGUACGGAAUCUGAGUAUAGCAGCGAAGGCAGCGCCUCCGAGGAAAACGAGGCCCUGGCCGACACGAGCAAGCGACUGUCUGCCAUGGUGAUCAAGGCGCCCGAUCUUCCUGCCGAAGCCGACUCGGACCGAGGAAGCGUCAGCGAUGCCUCCGAGGUGAGCGAUGAGUCCUCCAAAGACCAAGGCAGUCAAAGCGACGAGAGCGAGGAAGAAAAUGACGACGACAGCGAAGACGAUGAGGAAGAGGAAGACGAUGGCUCGAUCGCCAACUACCGCAACAGCUUCCCUCCGCCGCCUCAGCUUGCUCCUGGCAUGUUGCCCCCUGGCGCCAUCGUGUUUGAUGCCAACGGUAUUCCUGUGGUGAUUGGCCCAGACGGUGUGCCAGUCCCAAUUGCCAGUAUGCCCUUCAUGUCUUCCGAGGCGAUGCAAGAUAUUGCACAAGGUGCCUCACCGGUGAAGCUGUUCUCGGACAACUCGCUGCUCGCUGGCCUAGCCAAUCCUGACAACGCCGCCGCGAUCGGGGGCAAGAAGGGGCCUCUCAUCCAACUGCCUCCCGAAGUACUGGAGGCCCAGGAAAACGCCAAGCGCAUCCGCCGCGAUCGAGUAGCCAACGCGGCGCUGUUCAGUCCCAUGGACGGCGUCGAGGCAGGCCCAUCGGGGCUGGACUAUGUCAAAGCCCGCGAGACCUUCAAGCUCUUCCAGGACCAGUCGCUCCUGGGCCAAGCUGCCAACAAGAGCAAGCAGCAUCUGAGCCCCGACCGCGAGUUCGACGGACCCUUGCUGGGCAAGAUUGACAAGGAAGCCAGCAAGCCUAAGCUCGAGGGCGGUCUCCUCGGCGAAGUCCAGCGCCGCGAGAAGGAGCUCGAGGCCCUGAAGAAGCAGGGCAAGUACCGCGCCACAGCCCCUGUGAUGGGCGACGCUCCCCAUCCGAUGGGCUUCUAUCAGGUCCCCGGCAUGCCUGGCUACUAUCUCGUGCCCAGUGGUAUCCCUGGAAUGGCGGCUGCUGUUCCCAUGGGAGCCAUAAUGCCUGCGGGUGUCCCCCCCGGCAUGGCACCCGGCAUGGUCCCUGGUAUGGCACCCGGUAUGGUCCCUGGUAUGAUGCCGGGCAUGGCUCCGGGUAUGAUGCCCGGCAUGGUUCCUGGCAUGGCUCCCGGAUUUGCACCUGGCGCCCCGGGCAUGAUGCCCAUGGGGAUGAUGCCUCCCGGUAUGCCUAUGUAUGCUGGUGAGGAUGAUGAGCCCUAUGUCCCUGAGGAUCCGACGGUUGCGUAUCAGCGCAACGUGCUAAAGGAGCAGUUCUUGGAAUUGGAGCGCCAAAAGGAGCGCCAGCGCAUUAUGGAACGCCACCACGAGUACGGCUUUGAACAACAGCCCGUUCCGGUCACUGCAGUCCUGUCGCCAUCGUAUCUGCCCCCUGAUCUCGCCAUGACAGAGCCCCUGUCGGCUAUGACAGCAAGCUCCCGGGGUUUUGGUAUCCCUGUGGUGGCUCCGUCGGAUGGCACAGACACAGACACGGACGAGUCGGACAAUCAAGUGCUGGUAAAGCGAGGCAACAACAGUGGGACGGAGACGGACGGCUCCGGCACGGACGAAGACGACGAGGAUGCCGACCAAGCGCCAUUAGUGAGUCAGAUCCGAUCCAAAGCCAUCCGCAAGACCAAGGCCAAGAACAACGAUGACGACAGCGGCACCGAAAGCAGUGUUAGCAACGGCGCUGCUGCUGGAUUGACUGUGGCCGGCAACCGAUCCGAUCUCAGCAGCGAGAGCGACACCGAAAACGGCAGCGAGAGCGACAGCGAUAGCGAGUCCGAUGACUCUGACGCCGACGACCAGCCCCUGGUUAGCUCUGCUGCCCGGGCCAAGAACAUUGGCGGACGUCUGCGAGACAACGAAAGUAUCAGCGGCGAAGGAUUCCCACGAUACGCGGGCUCGGUGGCCGGCUUCGAAGGCAACGGCAUGAUAUCUCCUGGCGGAUUUGGCUACCCCGGGUAUGCAGCCAACGCAGGACCCUACGGCUACCCGGCUGGCAAUAUCCCGAUGAUGCCCGCCAAUGCAGGUUUCCCGAUGCACCUGGCCGGGCAGUAUCCAGCCGGGCAGUAUCCAGCCGGGCAGUAUCCAGCGAUGAACCACCAAAUGAUGGGCGGCUAUCCCGGCAUGCCAAUGGCUGCCGGCCCAGGCAUCGGCUUCAACCCUGCGAUGCGGCCCCAUCCCGGUGUGCGUGGCCCGGGCAACAUCGGCCCGUCGUUUUCGCCAAGCGCCCCAGGUGCUGCUAGCCGGGGCGCCAACCCAGGCCGCAAGGCAAACGCUGUGAGCGCCAAGUUGUUGCGACAACAGCAGGCCAGCGACAGCGACAGCGACGAGGAGUAGACCCAACCUGCAUCCAUCUCGAUACCCGGCUCUGGGUCGAUCGAAGUGGUUGGUGCUUCGCCAGCCCAUCGAAGUGAUCCCCCCCCCGUGU